Molecule: messenger RNA, 1142 nt
Organism: Gigantopelta aegis
Lineage: Eukaryota; Metazoa; Mollusca; Gastropoda; Neomphalida; Peltospiridae
Product: mucin-2-like
Exons: 4
Coding region: 45-1142 (365 amino acids)
Source: RefSeq, a predicted model, not a curated record
UACACAUUUUAUCACUUGUUGCAGCCACGCCAAAAUCAAUAGCAAUGACACCAGACGUAAAGACUCCGUUUCCAAUGACGCCCCCAAUAAACCAUCAAACUAAAGAAACCACAAUGGGGCCACCUAUGAGGAAAACAACUGAAGAUUUUAAUAAAACACCGCCUGCAAUGACACAAAAUGGUACCACAAUGGCACCUUCACAGAAUAACACAACUGAAGAUUUUAACAAAACAUCAUCAACAAUGAAACACCAAAAUGAAAGUAUGACAAUGGCUCCUCCUCAGAGUAACACUACUAAAGAUUUUAAUAAAACAUCAUCAACAAUGAAACACCAAAAUGGAAGUAUGACAAUGGCUCCUCCUCAAAGUAACACAACUAAAGAUUUUAACAAAACGCCACCAACAGUGAAACACCAAACUGGAAAUACUACAAUGGCACCUCCACAGAGUAACACUACUGAAGAUUUUAAUAAAACUCCGCCUACAGUGUCUGUUUUUAAUUCAACAAUUCCAUCCACACAUCACCCAUCCUCGUCGAAUUUCACAACAUCGCCGACCGGGCAGCAAGGAGCAAACUCCACAAAUAUAAACUUUACAAACGAGUCAUCAUCCACUGCCAAGCCUAUGACACCGGAAGUUGCGAACGUCACCUCGACGCUGGGAAUUGGGAAUGUUACCACUCCGUCGAAGACAGACGUAACAACCAAUACACCAUCACCUCCGACGACGUGUGAUGACCCUCUCGGACUGUCUGAUGGUCUAAUAACGGACGAUAAGAUAAUGGCGUCCUCCGCAGCGCCAGGUCAAGACAAGGGAAACGUCAGACUGGACUGUUGUAAAGACGACUUUGGUGCCAGCUGGUGUCCGGAUGACAGCGACCCCUACCCUUGGAUAGAAAUUACUUUACCGCAACCCAAGUUUGUGUCGGCCAUCUUGUUCCAGCACCCUGCACGUGGCAUGAUGCCCCACCUUCCAGAGAACUACGUUACAAGUGUUACUGUUAACUACGUGCCCGGAGGCGCCCUCGACAAAAACCACUUCAUUAACUUUCACAAGCUCGAGUGUCCUCUUGUCCUCCCCAGUUUAUAUGUUGUCAGGGGAGGACUAGAGGACACUCGAGCUAGGACGUAUCUAACUGGUUGA